This is a messenger RNA of Rodentolepis nana, 474 nucleotides long. The record is from the annotation of a GenBank genome assembly. Lineage: Eukaryota; Metazoa; Platyhelminthes; Cestoda; Cyclophyllidea; Hymenolepididae.
AUGAUUCACUUUCUGGCACUAUUUAGUCGCCAAGGCAAAGUGAGACUUCAGAAAUGGUUCAUUUCCUAUACCGAGAAAGAAAAAAAGAAUAUUUUGCGAGAAGUUAUGGCUUUGGUUCUCGCUCGCAAACCGAAAAUGUGUUCUUUUCUUGAAUGGAAGGAUAUGAAACUAGUCUAUCGGCGGUAUGCAAGCCUAUAUUUUCUCUGUGCAAUUGAACCUGGGGACAACGAGCUCCUUACACUAGAAAUAAUUCAUCGCUAUGUCGAAAUUCUUGACAAAUAUUUUGGAAAUGUUUGCGAAUUGGAUAUAAUUUUCCACUUUGAAAAAGCCUAUUUCGUUCUCGAUGAGUAUCUCUUUGCCGGUGAGGUUCAAGAAACCGGUUAUCGAAGUAUAAUGGCGGCCAUCGAUGCCCAGGAUAUGCUUCAAGAGGACGAAGUCCCCCAAAGCUUCUUUGAAGAUCAGAGCCUAAAUUGA